Messenger RNA from Anthonomus grandis grandis, 1399 nucleotides. It is a transcript of the gene tilB, whose product is annotated as dynein axonemal assembly factor 11. The record is from RefSeq and is a predicted model, not a curated record. Gene Ontology annotation, cellular component: cytoplasm. Gene Ontology annotation, biological process: outer dynein arm assembly. Bases 81 to 1295 code for a protein of 404 amino acids. The transcript has 6 exons. Gene Ontology annotation, molecular function: protein binding. Lineage: Eukaryota; Metazoa; Arthropoda; Insecta; Coleoptera; Curculionidae.
AUUUGACUGUCAUAGUGACGUUUGAUCAAUUUCUUUAACGCAAAUAUUCCUAUUAAUCUAUUAGUAAAUGGUUAAAUACAAUGGUUUUUAUAACAGAAGAAUUAGUAAGGAAAAAAGCUGAACAUAAUGAAGGUUUAAUUGGUACUCUAGAAGAGCUUUCACUCCACCAAGAAGACGUUGAAAAAAUCGAACACUUGAACAACUGGUGCAAGAACCUUCAAAUACUUUAUCUGCAAGCUAAUCAAAUUUCGAAAAUCGAAAACCUCAAUAAGCUGAAGCAACUGCAAUACUUAAAUUUAGCAAUUAACAAUGUAGAAAAAGUAGAGAACUUAGAGAGGUGCGAGUCUUUGGAAAAAUUAGACUUAACGUUAAACUUUAUCGGGGAUUUAGAGAGUAUUAAGUCUCUACAAGCAAAUAUCCAUCUUAAAGAUUUGUAUCUUACAGGAAAUCCAUGCUGCGAUUACGAAGGUUAUAGAGACUAUGUUAUUGCCCAACUUCCACAACUGGAAAGCUUGGACAUAAAAAAAAUCACAAGAAGCGAGAGGAUUAAAGCCCGGCAAAAUUUACCAGAGAUUGAAAAGCGAAUUAAGAACUAUCAAGAAAAACACAGGCGAUUCAGGGAAGAGCAGAAAGUGCGGCACCUCCUAAAAAACAGUUCUAAACUAACCGACGAGGAAUUCUGGCAAGCAGUUGCUGAAAACAGUCCAGAAACAAGAAUGGAAAUUUCCAAGAGGCAAAAGAAAACCAAUCGGAACGUCGAUAUUGAUUGCGAACAGAAAAUAAAGAAAACUGCAAGGCUAUUUGAUAAAACGGGGCGACCACUUAAUGUGAACCAAGCUAAACUGAAAUUCACUUUCUCAGAUGAUGAUCCAGAGAUGUUUGUUUUAGAUGUCGCUUUGUAUAAAUAUUUAGAUACCGCUUUGGUCGAUAUCGAUUUGCAGCCUAUUUAUGUGAAACUUACCGUCAAAGGGAAAGUAUUUCAGAUAGUUUUUCCGGAAGAAGUCCUUGUGGAGAAAGCUGCUGCAUUAAGAUCUCAAACGACAGGCCAUUUGGUUUUAAAGCUACCAAGAGUAAACUAUAAAGGUCUACUAACUAAGCCUAUAAAACUUAAAGAAUCAAAAAGUCUUGACAAAGAGAAACAACCACGUAAUGCCAACGAGAAAACCACUGAAUUUUUAGAAGUUACUGGUCCUGACAAAGAUAUGGAUUUUAGUAAAAUAGUAGAAAACAAUGAAAAAGUUAGAAAGUUAGGAUUUGAGGACAAUCCGGAAGUUCCUAUGUUAGAGUAUGGGUGAUUAUUUGCGAAUAUUCGAAUCUUUGCUUAAUACCAUAUUACUUUUUCAGUGAAUGUUUUAGAAAUUACUUAAUUAAAUAAAGGCAUGAUUUAAUAUGUAUGAAA